AUGAAACUGUCUCCUUUGCUUGAACAGUUGCUUAGAAAGCAUAAGUUAGCGGGUAAUCCAGUAAAAGCAGUUACUCCAGAAGAAGAAACAAAAGAGAAGAUUUAUCAGAAAUUAAAGGAAAACAUAUUCUUUAGAGAUAUAGAAGAGUGCGAGCUAAAUGGGAUUUCAUUGUGUUAUGAUGAAUUAGUAGAGUAUGCUAUAGAAGAUACUUCAAAUAAAAAGAGUACAGCUGAGGAAGAGGUUGAAUAUAUGAAGGAGUCACUUCAGGCGGUGUUUAGAGAGGUAUUAGAUUCAUUCUACUUAGCAGAAAAGCAUGGGAAGUACUAUUUACACAUAAAGUACACUGAAGAGCCAAGCUUCUUAAUACUUGGACCGCAUGCUACUGCAAAGAAGAGUUCUAAUACAUCCGAGGAGAUAAGUAAGUUUAAGGAUUUAUGGAAUGAUAAAGUGGAGUAUAGAAAAUUUGAUAAUGGAGAUAUUCGAGUGUGUGCUUCAUUAAAUGCACCAACACAGGAUGCUGUUAGAUAUGAAAUGCUCAGUAAAAUAUUUGACAUAAAAACAGUCCCAGAACAGUCUAAUAAAAAUAAAGCAUCUAAAAGGAAAGGAAAAAUUCUUACACCAACAAUUGCACUAGAAACAGUCACACAUAAAUAUAAUGGAAUAAAUAAAAAGAAGAGCCAUGAGUCCAUUAACAAGUCACUAGAAGCAAUGAGAAGCUCUUUCCCUGUGAGUAUUUUAGAGUCUAUACACACGGGUAGCUAUAGCCGGCAGACACAGGCUAUUCCUGAUCAGAGAACACAGAUAUAUUUAAAAGUAGGACGAGGACAUUUAUGGCCAGAAGACAAUGGAGAACUCUCGGAUGCAUCUAUCACAGCACUUAACGGGAUUCUUGGAAAGUUCUUAGAGAAGCACAGUAAAAUAGAGGGGAUAACAGAGGAAAACACGCUCUACACAAGCCUAUUUGGUGAGAAUUUCGAAUUUAUCUUUGAUGUGCAGAAAGAAAUGCGGUGGCAUAAAGAGAAGUACUAUCUAAUGAAUUUUAGAAUUGAGUAUGAAAGGUUCUUCCAAGAAAUCUCAAUUAAGCAAAAGGUCUUUCCAAAGCUGUGCGCACUCGUAAAAACUCUUUUAUACUCCCACGGAAUAUAUCCACAUUACAUCGGCGAUGAAGCUGUAGAAAUUCUCUGUUAUAGAACAGGGUAUAAAGCAAAUACACUUGCUGGCGGCCUUCGAUCGGUUAUAUCUACACAGUAUUCACAUGGAUAUACAUUAGACAUUCGCAGGGGAAAGAAUAAAAUCCGGUCUAAAAACAUAGGAAAGAUAGAAAUAACACACCAGGAUGGUAUUUACACAAUUGAUUUGCCAGAGGAGAAAAUAUUCUUAAAGAUAAAUAACAUAUUCAGAAGGUCGCUUCUGGUUUUAGAGAAUAUUCCAGGAAUUACUUCUAAUAAUGAAAUAUCAUCAGCUUUCAAGGAAAUAUUUAUCCCGAAUAUACAGGAUAUAUCCUUCUCACUGAGUAGAGUGCAGAUGAAGGGAUAUGAAGAAAUAUCGCACUACUCUAGUAAAUUAGGAGGAAGUUUGGGAAAGAUUAUGAAUGAGUCGCACUGUAAAAAUGUUUUAUUAAACAUGGGAAGUAUUCCAUACUUCUGCCGAUCUGGAGUAAUUCAUGUUUCAGUGAAUAACAGAGAUCAGCUUAGUCUAAUUGUGGGUGCAUCCGUUCUCUUAACAGGAAUGAAGUACAUUAACAUGCGCGGUCAUCAAAUUUAAAC
This is a messenger RNA of Nematocida parisii ERTm1, 1766 nucleotides long. RefSeq lists its product as uncharacterized. The transcript has a single exon. The coding region runs from base 1 to 1764 and encodes 587 amino acids. Lineage: Eukaryota; Fungi; Microsporidia. The record is from RefSeq and is a predicted model, not a curated record.